Molecule: messenger RNA, 2818 nt
Organism: Pieris rapae (cabbage white)
Lineage: Eukaryota; Metazoa; Arthropoda; Insecta; Lepidoptera; Pieridae
Product: cytochrome b5 reductase 4
Exons: 10
Coding region: 507-2468 (653 amino acids)
Biological process (GO): generation of precursor metabolites and energy; superoxide metabolic process
Cellular component (GO): endoplasmic reticulum
Molecular function (GO): oxidoreductase activity; heme binding
Source: RefSeq, a predicted model, not a curated record
AGUAGAUCGAUUGAUAGCUCUGCGCUGUAAGGCUUUUCGUUUGUCAUUUAUCAAAAAAUAAAACAAUAAUCUCGAAGAGGAAGUUAUCUGUUCAAUGCCUAUGACAAUGAACAAGCUCUAGCUCCCGUAACUCGUUCAAACUUCAAAAUAUUAAGUAUAAUCUCGAAUACGACGGAUAUAAUAUUCUAUUGACCAACUAUUUAGUUUAAUCGAUAAGGAAUAAAUGCAAAAAUUAUAUAAGAAGAUCGAAAGUGAAAAGUAUAACAAUUUUUAAAUAAAGUGCUUAAUUAAUCCACAUGUAUCGAAAACUAUUUCAACAUUUGUCUUAAAAUGAUUUAUAUAGACAGUAAUAUUGGAUGUGGACUGAUAGGUUGUGUGAGGCAUAUAAAGUAAAUUAAAAUAUUUUCUCGAAACAAACUAAUAUUUGUUAUUAAUUUUCGGUGAAAUUGAACGAAAGUGUUUAUGAAUUUACCACAUGUAACGGAACACUAAAUAUAUUGGUAAACAUGUCGGAGGCAUCAAAGGACGACGAGGACAAUGUAAAGGAGAAUGCGAAAAUAUUACUCCCAACAGUUCUUUGUACCGAUUCAGAGACUGAAGUCACUCAAACGAACGUAAUAUCUGAAUCCAAGUUAUCCUUACCUUCGGCCCUGGGGACACCCACUUCUCCCCUUUUAGUUAACAGCCCAUUGUCUUUGCCAAACUCACCGACUCCGUUUACGAAGAUCCAUCAGACACGAUCCAAUAAAUCCUUUGAGAAGUCUGAGUUGACACUGAAGCAGGUUGACAUGAAUAAAAAAGAUACAGGAUCGGCUACUGGCAACCCUCGAAACAAAUGUGCAUUGCAACCAGGCCACAGUCUUAUGGACUGGAUUCGUUUAGGGAAUUCAGGAAAGGAUUUAACAGGUGUAGGUGGACGAGUUAGACCUGUCUCGCCUUCGGAACUAUCAUUGCAUAAUUCUCAAAAUGAUGCAUGGUUAGCGAUACGCGGACGUGUAUACAACAUAACCCACUACUUACCAUAUCACCCUGGAGGUCCCGAAGAAUUGAUGCGCGGAGCCGGAAUGGACGCUACAGAGCUCUUCGACAAGGUCCACCCGUGGGUCAACUACGAUUCCCUAUUAGCAAAAUGCUUGGUCGGCCCGCUGUCUUUCGAUAGACCAGACGCGGACGAAUUAUUCAGCACGCCUCUAUCACGCACCGAUAAGUUACGAGAGCCUUCAAAAGCUCAGCUAGUUAGAAAAUCGAUGGAGAAUUUGGCUAAUUGCAUAACGCCGGUACGGAAAAAGAUUACGGCGAAGAGCGAAGAAAAUGUCAAAGGAAGUCCGCCGAGCAAAAUUAUGCAAAGCUUAAUACAGUCCAGCGAUUUGCCGGUAUCGAUUAGCCGGCGAGCGGCGGCGAGUCCUGCCAAGACGGAUAAAUCUAAGGACACUCCAGCUCAAUUACGCUUCGAUUGGAUACAGACGUCGGCGAAACUUAUUAUCUCUUUAUAUACAGGGCAUUUAACAAAUCCCGGUGGCUCUGCGAAGUUAUCAAAUGGUACUCUAUCCGUUGAAGUGGCGACAGAUGGUUGGCUUAGAACAUUUAGGCUAGACCCUGAAGCAAGUCUUAAAGAUCAACUUCAGCUAAAAAUGUAUUCAGAGAGCGGGAAAAUUGAGGUAAUAGCAGUAAAGUCCGAGUGUAAAGUAUGGAAAGGGUGUGGCGAGGCGUCUUUCAGUGAUGCAAUACGGAUAACGACGCCAAUGAAGGUGGAAUGUCGGGUGAUGGAUGUUAGUAGGGUGACACACGAUACAAGUUUAAUAACUCUGGCCCCAAUUACCGGCCCGGUUAUAGUACCACUGGGGCACCAUGUCAGAGUACAUCAUAAGCAGUCAGAUACCGAAUGUAUCCGAUCGUACACACCCAUUGGGGACGGAUGGGAUAACUCAAGCAAUGAAUUCAGUUGUCUGAAGUUAGCUGUCAAGCGAUACGAAUCAGGCAGCCUCUCACCGUAUCUGACGUCAUUGGGGCUCGGUGACGUCAUCACUCUGUCGGGGUCCUACGGGAAUUUUCGAUUACAGCAGUUAAAACCAGUGAAAAUAUUAUACCUCAUAGCGGCGGGAACCGGUAUAACUCCAAUGUUAUCUUUAAUACGCUUCGUGUUAUCAAGGACGAAUCCGAGAUGCGAACGAGUACAUUUAAUAUUCUUCAACAAGACAGAAGAAGACAUACUUUUCAAAACAAAAUUAGAAGAAUAUGUUCAACAGGAUGAUCGCUUACAAGUACUACACAUCCUUUCAAACGCGAGUUCAACGUGGAAUGGCCUUAAAGGCAGAAUCAGCUUAGAUAUACUAAAUAAAAUUAUUUCUAAAGAUUCAAAUGCUCAUUUCGCUUGUCUCUGUGGACCUACGGAGUUCACGCACACAGGCGUAGAUUUGUUAAAGAAAAUUGGUGUCAAAGACAAUUCUAUUCACGCGUUUAUUGGUUAGUGAUCUAUGGAAAUCUUUUGGCGGGAAUUAAAUUCAACGUCAAUUGCAAUUGUAUCUUAAUUUUUGUUUGACAGUUAGUUAGAUCUAAAUACUAUUUGGUUUUAAUAAGUUGAAUAAUUAGAUACAUUUUGACUUAUCGCACUUUAUAAAUGCAAAACGUCAAGCAAUUUUUCUAUGAUCUUCUAAUAAAAAGACAAAAUUUAUGUAUAGUAUAAUAAGUUAUGUGUAAAAUCGCGGAAUAGAUAGGUUUGUAAGGGCUUUUCUUAGAUUUCUAUACUAAUAUCAGUUGUAUUACCAUUUUACUUCUCACAUAUAGAUAACCUGUCAAGUAUUUUGUACCCACAUAAACC